UCUAAAUUGAAACGAAUUGUCCGGUUACAAUUAUAAUUGUGUUGAAUUUAGAAUGCCCAGGAUUUCGGGAACAAAAUAGGUAUGGUCGGAUAAAGGAGGUUCUGCAGAUCAAUAGUGUAAUCCUUUAAUUGAUGUUAAAUAAAUAUAAUUGAAUAAUAAGUUAAUAUUAAAAAAAAUCCACACGAAUUAGUGAAGUGUUAGUGGACAUAAAAAUGCGAAAUAUAAGUGUAAAAUUAAUUUUAAAUGGAAAAAUACGUUCUUCGAAUAGUGGUAAUUUUCAGCUUUAAACGCAAAUAUCUCGAAUAUUCCCGCGAGUAUAAGUAUAUAUACUCUUGAACUGAAGAACCUCUUCUAUAACUAAAAAUGUUCACUUGUUCGUUUAAGAUAUCUGUUCGUAUGCAGAAUAUCUAAAUUUGUUUAAAAUAAAAACAACAUUAGGUUUUCAUAAUGAAUAAAAGUGAACAUAGUUCGAAUAUGCAUAUACGCAUUUCUGCUCCAAAGCAUGAUUUUAAAAAUUAAAUCAAAAUUAAAAUAUCAUUAAUCAUCAUCUUUUUUAUGAUUUUUCAUAGAAUGAAUUUCGAUGACCUCGUGGAAGAAAUGGAUUCCGAAGUUUAAUGCUCACAACCGUUGAGCCUCCAUAGAGAUAAAGUGUUUAAAAAAUAUCUUACAACUUCGUUUGCGCUCCUCGAGUAGAACCAUCACAAAUUGUGGUACCGUCACCAUCUUCUGGCGGCCAUGCAGGUAUAAUGUAUUAUUAUAUAAAUGUAUGUAUUAGUAUUUGCUUUAUAAAAAUACAUUUAUGUUUUUCAGAUAUAAUCCAGAAGCUGGAUGCCCUUGAGACUCGACUCACUGCCAUUAAAAAGUCCCUAACAGACAAAAUGCCAGAAAAGGCCGAGGUGCAGGCACAAAGCAAAUUAUUACGCGAAUGCCGCGUCAUAGCGGCAAAGAUGCAUCAUUCGAUUAUCCGCAUCACCCGUGACUUGGAGGACGAACAUUACGUGGAGCUCGCUUCGAAACUGCCUAUGUCAUCGGAAGAGCACGUAUCAGUUUUAAGUUGUACGUAUUAGUUUUAAGUUGUAAAUAUUAGUUCUAAGUUGUACAUAUUAGUUGUACGUUGUACAUAUUAGUUUUAAGUUAUACAUAUAAAUUAGUUUUAAGUUGCAUAAAUUAGUUAUCAGUUGUAUAUAUCAGUUCUAAGUUGAAGUUUCUAGCAAUAAUAAUAGGCAUAUU
Molecule: messenger RNA, 1230 nt
Organism: Bactrocera tryoni
Lineage: Eukaryota; Metazoa; Arthropoda; Insecta; Diptera; Tephritidae
Exons: 3
Coding region: 747-1067 (106 amino acids)
Source: RefSeq, a predicted model, not a curated record